CCGGGGCGGGCGGAGCGCGCGGCGCCGCUCUGCGCAGUCCCCGCCGCCGGGGGCGGAGGAGCCCGCCGCCGCCCGGGCUCCGGCAGGCAGCUCGCACCGCCCGGUCCGCCCCGCUCCCCAUGAGCAGCGAGGAAGGAGCGGCUGCAGCCGGCUCCCGCGAUCGCCGCAGUUCGGGGUUUCGCUGAAACUUUUCCUCGGGAGCGGGGGGGAGCCGGCGGGCGCCUGCUCCUCUCUCUUUUUCUUACCCCCCCGCCCCGGCCCCCCAGCGAGGUUACUUUGGCUGGGCUUUUCUUUUUCCUCUCUUUUUUUGGCGAAGCGGGAGAAGAAUGGGAUUCGAGCUGGAUCGCUUCAGCGGGGACGUGGAUCCCGACUUCAAAUGCAAUCUGUGCAACAAAGUUCUGGAGGACCCGCUCACCACCCCCUGCGGCCAUGUGUUCUGCGCCGGCUGCGUCCUGCCCUGGGUGGUGCAGCAGGGCAGCUGCCCGGUGAACUGCCAGCGCAUCUCCACCAAGGAGCUCAACCACGUCCUGCCCUUGAAGAGCCUCAUCCUCAAGCUGGACAUCAAGUGCGACAACCACGCGCGGGGCUGCGAGGCGGUGGUGCCGCUGCAGCACCUGGGCGAGCACGCCGAGACCUGCGACUUCUCCCCGGCCAAGUGCCGCAACCGCGGCUGCCGCCAGGUGCUCAACCUGCGCGACGUGGAGGCGCACAUGCGGGAGCGCUGCGAGGCGCGGCCCGCCGGGCUCUGCGAGCAGGGCUGCGGCUUGGUGCUCACCCACGGCGAGCGCCGCGCCGGCGGCCACGGCUGCCUGCGCGCCCUGCGCGCCCACGGCGCCGCGCUGCAGGCGCGGGCGGCGGCGCUGGAGAAGGCGCUCAAGAAGGAGGCGCUGCGCGCCGGCAAGCGGGAGCAGUCGCUGCUGUCGCGGCUGGCGGCGGCGCAGCUGGAGCUGCAGGUGACGGCGCUGCGCUACCAGAAGCGCUUCACGCAGUACAGCGCCCGCCUCGACGCCCUCGCCCGCGCCGCCUCCCCCGGCAAGGGUGAAGAAACUAAAGCACUGACUCUCGUCCUUCAUCGUGACUCUGGCUCUCUUGGAUUUAAUAUUAUCGGUGGCCGACCAUGCAUGGACAAUCAAGAUGGCUUGUCUAGUGAAGGAAUUUUUGUAUCGAAAAUAGUUGACACUGGGCCUGCUGCUAAGGAAGGAGGGCUACAAAUUCAUGACCGGAUUAUUGAGGUCAAUGGGAAGGAUUUAUCUAAAGCAACACAUGAGCAGGCAGUGGAAGCUUUCAAAACAGCCAAGGAACCCAUUGUGGUGCAGGUCCUGAGAAGAACUCCACGCACCAAGAUCUUCAGUCCUUCCCAUGAGUCUCAGCUGGUAGAUGUGGGCACGCAGACAGACAUCACUUUCGAGCACAUCAUGGCUCUAAGCAAGAUGGGCUCGCCUACUCCACCCGUUUCAGUGCUAGACCCAUACCUCCUAUCUGAAGAUCAUCCAUCAGUGCAUGAAUACUACGACCCAAAUGACUACAUGGGAGGAAUUCAUCAAGAAAUGGACCGAGAUGAGUUAGAAUUAGAGGAAGUAGAUUUACAUAGAGUGAACAGCCAGGACAAGCUUGGCCUUACUGUAUGUUACAGAACAGAUGACGAAGAUGACACUGGUAUUUACGUGAGUGAGAUUGACCCCAACAGUAUUGCUGCAAAAGAUGGUCGACUCCGAGAGGGGGAUCGCAUUAUUCAAAUUAAUGGCAUAGAAGUACAGAACAGAGAAGAAGCUGUGGCCCUUCUCACCAGUGAAGACAGCAAGAACAUCUCCUUACUUGUUGCAAGACCAGAAAUUCAGCUGGAUGAAGGAUGGAUGGAUGAUGACAGAAAUGAUUUUCUGGAUGACUUGCACAUGGACAUGUUAGAGGAACAGCACCACCAGGCAAUGCAAUUUACUGCCAGCAUGCUUCAGCAGAAGAAGCAUGAGGAAGAUGGAGGUACCACAGAUACAGCCACUAUUUUAUCUAACCAGCAUGAGAAGGACAGCGGCGUAGGGCGCACAGAUGACAGCACUCGGAAUGAUGAAAGCUCAGAGCAGGAAAACAAUGCAGACGAUCGUACCACUUCCUCUAACACUUUAGGGAGCCAGAAGAAGCUGACAUACAGCCAUGACACCCUAGGAAGUGGCGAUAUGCAGUUCAGCAAUGAGUCGUUCAUCUCAGCCGACUGCACAGACGUCGACUUCCUUGGAAUCCCUGUAGACGAAUGCGAGCGGUUCCGGGAACUGCUGGAACUGAAGUGCCAAGUGAAGUCUGCCAACCCUUACAAUCUGUAUUAUCACAACAGCACUCUGGAUAUGAGCAAAAGCGACCAAGAAAGUGUUGACAGAGAGCUAGAGAUGCUGAAUGAGGAGCUCCGCAAUAUCGAGCUCGAGUGCCUGAAUAUUGUGAGAGCUCAUAAAAUGCAGCAGCUGAAAGAGCAGUACCGGGAGCCUUGGAUGCUACAUAACAGCGGGUUCCGCAACUAUAAUACAAGCAUCGACGUUCGCAGGCAUGAGCUCUCAGACAUCACAGAGCUCCCCGAGAAGUCUGACAAGGAUAGCUCAAGCGCAUAUAACACAGGAGAAAGCUGCCGAAGCACACCACUCACACUGGAGAUUUCCCCUGACAAUUCACUGCGCAGAACUGCAGAAGGCAUUAACUGUCAAGGUAAUGAGGGGGUAGUGGCACAUAAUGCCUCCCAAAAGAAUUUGUUUCCUAGCUCAGAGAGUCAUGAAUCCAGUGUUGGUAAAUGCCAUUCCUCUCCUAAAGAUCCUGACCUCAGCAAGCAGCUGGAAAGCAAAGACAGAAAAGCCAGUGAUGGAAACACAAGCCCAACUCACAGUCAAAAACCUUCCGGCUCCUGUGUCUCCCCAUACCAUCAUUCUCCAUAUAAGCAUGCUCACAUCCCCGCCCACGCACAGCACUAUCAGAGCUACAUGCAGCUGAUCCAACAGAAAUCAGCCGUGGAAUAUGCACAGAGCCAAAUGAGCCUGGUGAGCAUGUGCAAAGACUUUAACUCAAGCCAGAGCGAACCGAGGAUGGAAUGGAAAGUCAAGGUCAGAAGUGAUGGGACCCGCUACAUUACAAAGAGGCCAGUCAGGGACAGGUUGCUGAGAGAACGUGCCAUAAAGAUUAAGGAGGAGCGAAGUGGUAUGACAACUGAUGAUGAUGCCAUAAGUGAAAUGAAGAUGGGCCGUUACUGGAGUAAGGAAGAGCGGAAGCAGCAUUUAGUGAAAGCAAAGGAGCAGAGGAGAAGACGUGAGUUUAUGAUGCAGAGCAGGUUAGAUUGUUUAAAGGAACAGCAAGGUGCAGAAGAAAAGAAAGAGAUGAAUAUCAUUGAACUGAGCCACAAAAAAAUGAUGAAGAAAAGAAAUAAAAAAAUAUUUGACAAUUGGAUGACAAUCCAAGAACUAUUAACCCACGGAACAAAGUCACCAGACGGCACACGAGUGUACAAUUCUUUCCUGUCAGUGACUACUGUAUAAUCACCCACUGCUAAAUUAUGUACAUAAAGCACUACCAUUGGGGUAGAAAUCAAUGCCUCGUUCAAUGUGGCAAGUUUUUUUUGUAUAUAAGAUACAGUCAUCAAGUUUAUAGUUCAAAUACUGAACUCUACAACUGUGGGUGCCAGCAUCUCCAUUAUAAAGUGGAGAGAAAGCCUGCACAUCUCCUUCAAAGGCAAUAUUAGCAAAGCUUUUUGGAAUAUUGAUUGUACUUUUUUACUUGUUACCUUUUACAUAAAGUGUUUAAAUAUCAGAAAUGUAUUAACCAUACUUACACAAGUAAUUUGCUUAAACUAUAUUCAUAUAAAAAAGUACACAUGCUUUUCUUUGCCUAAAAAAGCAAAAAACCCACAAGAGCAACUGCACAUACGUAUUUUUUGUGAAACCAUAUUUUGUGAUAUUAUUUUGCUGUUGUUCACUUCUACACAGAGUGCUGUUUAUCAAUAUUUAGCUCAAGGUUUAAGCUCAGAAUUACUGAAUUCCUGAUAGAGUCAUUCUCUUAUAACACUUAACAUGUAUCAAACAGCAGUCUUUAGAAUUAUGAUCAACAUUUAAACAUUUUUCUUUUUAAGGUUUUUAAAGGAAGUAUGUAGGUUUCAUCUCAAAAGCCUGAAGCAAAGUACAGUAUACGACAGCUUUAAAGGAUUUUAAAGCAUGUUUGCAAAUGUUGCAACCUAUUGAAAAAAUGUGCAUGUACAGCUAAUUUGUUUAUAUAAGACAGUUUGUGUAAUUUGAAAUGCCCAUGGUAGUAACUGUUUGCUUUAUAGAUUUGAAUGUACUGAAUUAUAAAGCAGUUUCAUGAAAUCAUCAUUAGCUACAAACAUUAACAAGUAAAAUGAAGUAAAAUAAAUUAUUGUUUUAUAUUUCAAACAAUUUUAAA
This is a messenger RNA of Dromaius novaehollandiae (emu), 4404 nucleotides long. It is a transcript of the gene PDZRN3, whose product is annotated as PDZ domain containing ring finger 3. The transcript has 10 exons. NCBI's taxonomy places the organism in Eukaryota, Metazoa, Chordata, Aves, Casuariiformes, Dromaiidae. The record is from RefSeq and is a predicted model, not a curated record. Bases 327 to 3506 code for a protein of 1059 amino acids. Gene Ontology annotation, biological process: protein ubiquitination; neuromuscular junction development. Gene Ontology annotation, cellular component: neuromuscular junction. Gene Ontology annotation, molecular function: protein binding; ubiquitin protein ligase activity; zinc ion binding.